Ooceraea biroi (clonal raider ant) is the source of this 4400-nucleotide messenger RNA. RefSeq lists its product as uncharacterized. The record is from RefSeq and is a predicted model, not a curated record. NCBI's taxonomy places the organism in Eukaryota, Metazoa, Arthropoda, Insecta, Hymenoptera, Formicidae.
GUAAAGAAUAACAAGUAUUUAUUUAUACGCAGUUCCAUAGGAUUUCUCCCUCCUCCUCUUCCCCCCGAUCAUGCAAAUUAAUACUUUAACCCUUUCGCUACGGCGAAACUCGCCGCCUGAAUGAAUCAGUUGACGCGUGUGUGUGUGUGGGGGGGGGGAGCCCGUGGAAAAUUGAAACAAUAACUGUUUAAUGGUAAAAAAAAUGGAAAGACGAUAAAAGAAGAAGAAGAGAAAAUUAAAUGAUAUACGUUGGACAAAACACCGAUACCUCGACAACUACAUAUUUGUUAUUUGAGUAAGCGCCGUCACCCGAUAUGUAGCAUAACGUUUGCUUCAUUUCGAGCGACUGUAGUCGCCCGUAGUACGUGGACAGCAUCUCGUGGCGGGUGACUAUAGUCAUCCAUAGUGUGUGGACAGCGUCUCGCGACGGGGGUUACUACAGUCACCCGUAGCAACGAAAGAGUUAAUUCAGAUCGGUGCUAUGCGACGCAGACAAGUGCGUUUAUGCAAUGUCACGACGUAAUGUCGUGACGCCAAAUGCGGUUUUAACGUCAGGAUCGCAUGACCAGUUGACCACUAUAUUUUUUCAAGUGUACAAUCGUGUGUGUGUACACGAGUAUUUGCAUAAAGGCCAUGGUGAAAAGCCGGUGGUGAAAAUACAACAUGCGAUCGAUGCUCGCGUGUGCGUUCGUUUCGACGUCGCAGUGCUAAAGAAUCGAAAAUCCUCCUUCAAACUACGUACGCCUACUUCAAUUUUAGGGUGGAUUUUACGCAACCUGCGAUGGAGUCAACAGUUUGAUUGCACUUUCAAAAAACACGCAGACGAACGAACGGUGCACGUCUAUAGUAAAAUAAAUGAUAGGAAACGCACGAAUAAUACUGCGAUAUUUACACUCCUCGAGCUUAUCCGUAUUUAGAUUACAAACACACUUUGACGUUUUCAGGAAAGGAGUGUCGCGCUAGUAGAUUACGCGAGCCCCGCAUUUCGAAGUAGUUGAGCUGAACGAGUAGUUGACCGAAGGCAACAUGCAUAAUGUUAAAUUCGGCUCAUUUGACUUUAAUCGAUCGCAAAACUAUCCACAUCGUCUGCUCUUUGUCACGUUGAUGUUCACUAUUUGUGUCAUCGUGAUACCGUUGCGGGGUAUGGCUGAUCGAUCCAUCAUCCUGCGAAAUUUUCUGAAACGUUCGAACCAGCAGUCGGACGCAUCAGCGAGAUUAGCAUCCUGCAUGACAACAUUCAUCAGCGAAUACUUCGAAGAUCCGGAUCACAUGUCGCUUUUAUUACCGCAAGUGUUGCGAACCACUUCCGGCUUGGUGGAAACGUUGUUGAAGAAAUUACACGGAAGAAGCAGCACCGUCUACACAUUGGACGUACGACUGACAGACACGAUGCUCAAGUACGAAAUCUCGCCGAAUGUGAUCAUUCUGUCGGAGAGUGUGAUCGCUCUCGAGAAGAGCGAUUUCUCUUUUAUGAACUACUACAAGCACGAUUGCAAUUUGGUAAUAGCGCUAACGAAUCCAUUCGUCGAUGAAGAGAGCUUCCUGAAUGAUGUCGGUGCGCUGACACAAGGGAUGCGGUUACGAUCGAUCCCGAAACUCGCGAUAUUGGCGUCAGUCGAAGAGGCAGUUCUAUUCGCCGACAGCCUCGCGGUCCGGAUCGGCAAAUCGUACGCACCUGCGAAACCGAGACUGCUCGGCAGAUGCGGACGCAGAUCCGCUGCCAAUGCAAUUCGAUGGAGCUUCGCAGACAAAACGGAAUCGUGGCCCGUCGCUUCUACCAUAAACGCGGCGAUAUUCGACAAUUUUCCAUACGCAUUUAUCACCAAGGACAAUGCGGGCCGCCCGAUAUUCGGAGGAAUCGAAGGCUCGAUGGUGGAGGAAAUCGUACGUAGCAUGAACAUCGAACUGAAGAGGAAAGUGAUCAACUGGACGGACAAUAGCACGAUCCAGGAAGAGCUGGAUCUGAGACUUCUCAACGCCAGCGACGAUUUAGUGUUCGGCGGUUGCUUCCGGUAUCCUCAUCUGGAAACGCAAUACACCGUUUCUUACGGUAUAGUGUACGUCACGUGGAUGGUACCGACGUUCCCGAACGUGUCCCUGCGUGGUUUGAUAGCUUCGUUCAAUCCGAGUGUUUGGUACGCGAUAAUCUGCACGUUCAUUGUCGGCGGACUCGCGAAAUUUCUUAUUCGCGAUAUUUCCAUACUGAAUAUUGCGGCACUGGUUCUCGGAGUCUCGCUACAGCGUCAGCCGGCGAGAAACUCCAGCAGGAUUCAGUUUAUAUCUUGGACUCUGUUCGGCUUCUUCCUCACGCAAUUUUAUCUAGGAUCGCUAGCUGAUCAACUGAUAAGAACAUCGGAUGAACAACUAAACACCAUGGAAGAGUUAGUUGAUUCUGGAUUAAUGUUAGGCGGACUCGAUCAGUACGUCGAUUUGUUAAAAACGUCCAACGACACUGACGAGCAUGAAAAGAUUAUGCGAACGAUUUAUGAUAAGUAUAUUCUUUUUGAGAAAGACGUUUAUGCUAAACAAUUUCUGGAUCUCGAAGAGGGGGAAAACUCUAGCUUAGCUCUUCUCGUGACGUUGAAUUUGACGAGUAUCCAUCAGAAAUCUCGGAAACAUGUUCACAUUAUAGACGAAACCGUGGUCAGUUAUCCGUUAGCUCUAGGUACUUGGAAAGGUUUUCCAUACUUGAAAGAAUUCAAUUUCAAGAUUCAAGCGCUCAUUCAAGCCGGUUUUAUCAACUUUUGGGCAAAGAAGGCAAUAUUAUACAGUGAGGAUUAUUAUGAAAAACCUGACGAAGAAGAGGACAAUAAAUCAACACUCGACCUGAAUGAUAUUGCACCGGCUUUUCUUCUUUUAAUAAUAGGAUAUCUCGGUGGAAUUUGUCUGUUAAUUAUGGAAGUUAUUUUCUAUCCAUCUCGAAUUCUUAUGUAAAUUCACUCUGAAAUAUCUUUAUCUUAUCUACGUCUAUUUUUUACAUGCAUUAUGUUAUUUUAAUUAGAGGCGACAUUACUAAUAUUGCUCGUUUCCGAGAAUACUUUCAUCUCGUUUUGAAAAAAAAGUUCUUCGGUGACGCGAUAAUUAUCUCAGCUCAUUAACCGAUCAUAAUAAAUCUAUCGAGAUCCCGCGGUAUAUUUAACCAUGUCUCUUAGCUGUCCCGCAGCGAGUUAAUUAGAAAAGUUCCAAGUUCAUUUCAUUAAACCUCUCUCUGUUUAGCUUGCCGAAGGAGGCGGCGGAACUUUUAGUGGUGAAAUGUCGAUUUUACAAUUUGCGUAGCUGUACUAUUCGUAGAGGAGAUUGUAUUCACUGUAAUCCAAUUGAAGCACGCUGUUCGUAUCUUGCAACUGUGUUUCUAGUACAUGGUAUAAAAAUAUGAUAACAAUUAUAGUAUAUGUAUAGUAUAAAAGUAUCGUGUCUCUUAUCCUUCUUUGUCGCAAAAGCAUUUUCCGUUAAAUAUACCAAUCGAUAGGAAAAUCUUGAAAAAAGUUAAGGCAGUUUUUAAAGAAAUAUAUGCAAACGUUAGAUGUGCCGAGUUUUGCCAGGUGUUCUUUCGAGGAUUUAUCCUUUUAGCUCGUAUUCAUCUUGAAAAAACGUCUUCAGCAACGUAGAGUUUAACUUUAGCAACAUGUAUUUACGAUAUACCGACUUUUAAUACUAGUGACCAACUUUUGGCAUUUUUUUGAACACGUGUUUCCACACAUCUUCUCAUGUUUCGUGAAAAAUUCAAGCAUUUUUUUGCGUUGUGCUAUUGGCACGGUCUCGAAUUUCAUAUUUGAUUAAAUUCAAUGCGAUGUAUCACGAUGCUUAUUCAACCUUGUACGCGAUUGAUCGCUAUUGGAAAUUUUAGCAGUAUUUACUUUUGCAGAAUACGUUUUGUCGAUGAAAAUGUUAACUGCAACAGUAGCUUCUGACAACUCUACAUUCUACAAUUUUAGUGUUCAGUGGCUUUUUACGGUUACUGUCACAGAUACCAAUGUUUCGCAUUAAUCGAUGAUGGUUUGAAGACAUUAUCAACGAUUCGCUGAAAACUGCCUCUUUUUCGUUUGAAAUUGUAUUUACGCUUGUAUAACAUUUCAAUUGCAAUCUCAAAUUAUCACUAUGCUCAAAAGAAACGUAGCAAAUAAAUGACGAUACGAUUAAAUUAUUCGUCCUUAAUCUAACUUGAAAAAAUAAUUACACGAUUUUAGCGCAUAUCGCAGCGCUGUUGCAUCAAUCAUGUUAAACUUUUGUGUCUUAUACAUCAUCGAUAAUUUUGCAAUAGAUCAAAUAUAAACAUCAUGGAACGAGAGGAGAUGUAUAAUUAGCAGUUAAUAAACUAUAGAUAAUAAGAGAAGAUACGUUUCAAAUUACCCUUCAAAUCCUUUCCCAUUUAGUAUAUUACGUAAUAUAUUAACAACACA